Molecule: messenger RNA, 1511 nt
Organism: Halteromyces radiatus
Lineage: Eukaryota; Fungi; Mucoromycota; Mucoromycetes; Mucorales; Cunninghamellaceae
Exons: 4
Coding region: 31-1251 (406 amino acids)
Molecular function (GO): protein binding
Source: RefSeq, a predicted model, not a curated record
UUUUUUUUUUUUUCUAUUAUCUAUCACUCCAUGCCUAGUUCUGACAAACGGAGUAGUUACUUUGCAGCACAAACAGCUUACUUUCAACAUGAUCCUCGACUAGCAACACAAUGUCAUACUGCCUCACCUCAUGUAGCCACCAUUAUUCUUCAUGGAUCUAAAGCAACCAAACUGACCAUUGGCCGAGGUCACGAUAGUGAAGUACAAGUCGGAAGGCACAAUCCGAGAAUGUCACGUCAACAUUUUGUUAUUGAACACAAACCUCAUACUGGUUUCACACUCACUGUUCAAUCUCCAAAUGGUGUAUUAGUCGAUCGUAUCAUGUUCACUGCUGGUGAAAAUAUUCCUCUGGUCAAAGGCUCUACCAUUGAAGUAUUAGGAACAAAACUUGUAUUUGCUGGGGAACAAGAACAACAGGAACAACAACAGGAAGAACAAGAACAACAAAAGGAAAAUCAACUUUUAGCCACUAUACCAACAAGCAUAAAGAAGGAACCCGAACAACAUAACACAUCACAAGAAGAAUUAUCUACAAAGACAACAACGACAUCAAUGACAAACAGUGACGAAUCAACAACAACUUGUACUACAACCCCUACUUCAACACGAAUGGAUUUAAAUCAAAAAUAUAUACCUGAUCAACUUUCAACCUCAUUGGACUUUUUGGAUACUCUUAUUCGAAUACUAGCGAACUCACGAAAAUCAUCCAUGACCAUUCCAGAAAUCGAACGGCAAUUGAAUAGGAAAAGGCAGGAUUUGAUGAAUUUGAUUCAAACGACAGCAUGUAUUGGAUGUAUUGAAAGAACUGGAAACACAGCAGAUGGAAUGCCCAAGGAAAAUCUUUAUUAUUACAAGCCGGAACUGGAUGCCGAUGAUGAAAGACGUCAUUCCCUUUCUCAAUCAAGACGAGGUGCAAGGAAGUGUGUACUAAAAGACACUCAAUACUAUUUCAGGAUACCGAAGUUACCAAAUCAUCGAUCAAAACCCUCUUCAGAUACCAAAAGGAAACUUGAUGGACAACCCACUACAAAGAAGAAGAGACGAUUAGGGACAAAGGAAUCAGCUCAAGGGACAACACCAACGACAACAGUACAAAAAUUAGAAACAGCAGAAGUAACAACAACUUCUACACCAUCUACGCUUUCACCUUUAUCUCUAUCUUCUGAUGAUGAAUUAUCUGAGGAAGGAUUUUUGACAAGUGAUGAUGAAUGUAGUGACAAGGAACUGACGGCUUUGUUUCAAGAUGUCUGAUUCAAUGUUAUUUUUCCCGUGUGGCAAUAUUUUGGACUCCCCCCCUUUACUUAGAUUCCCCCUCUUCUUUUUUUUUUUUUUUACAUAGUAUCAAAAAGUUGACUCCUUUUUUCUGGUUACCCCGUCCCUUUUGUACAUAUCGACAGAAUACAUAUACACACUCACCAUUUACACAUUCACAUAUACACAUUCAUAUACACACACACACACAGAAAAAGAUAUUAUACUGUUUGGUGAUCACGUUAUCUGAAAUAAUAAAG